Urocitellus parryii (Arctic ground squirrel) is the source of this 1426-nucleotide messenger RNA. RefSeq names its product family with sequence similarity 117 member A (gene Fam117a). The record is from RefSeq and is a predicted model, not a curated record. Lineage: Eukaryota; Metazoa; Chordata; Mammalia; Rodentia; Sciuridae.
AUGGCAGGGGCCGCAGCGGGCGGCAGAGGCGGAGGUGCCUGGGGACCCGGGCGCGGAGGKGCCGGGGGGCUCCGGCGGGGCUGCUCUCCACCAGUCCCCGCCGGCUCCUCCCGGGCCGGGCUGCAGCCGCUCAGGGCCACAGUCCCCUUCCAGCUGCAGCAGCCGCAUCAGCGCCGGGACGGGGGUGGCCGCGCAGCCAGUGUCCCAUGUUCGGUGGCCCCAGAAAAGUCAGUGUGUAGGCCUCAGCCACCCCAGGUCCGACGUACCUUCUCCCUGGACACCAUCCUCAGCUCCUACCUUCUGGGCCAGUGGCCACGAGAUGCUGAUGGGGCCUUCACCUGCUGUACCAAUGACAAGGCCACCCAGACACCCCUGUCCUGGCAAGAGCCAGAAGGUGAUCGGGCCAGCUCCUGCACACAUAAGCGCUCAGCAUCCUGGGGCAGCACAGACCACCGAAAAGAGAUUACCAAGUUGAAGCAACAACUGCAGAGGACAAAGCUGAGCCGCAGUGGGAAGGAAAAAGAGCGGAGCUCCCCGCUCCAAGGGGACCAUGCUGUGCGGGGAGCACUGAGGGCGUCGCCUCCCAGCUUCCCCUCAGGGUCUCCUGUCCUGCGACUCAGCCCUUGCCUGCACAGGAGCCUGGAAGGGCUCAACCAAGAGCUGGAGGAGGUGUUUGUGAAGGAGCAGGGCGAAGAGGAACUGCUGAGAAUCCUUGAAGUCCCUGAUGGACACCGUGCUCCUGCUCCUCCCCAGAAUGGCAGCUGUGAUCACUCCCUCCUACUGCUGGAGCCAGGCAAUCUUGCCAGCUCUCCUUCCGUGCCCCUGGCAUCCCCCCAGCCUUCUGGCAGGGCCAGCCGUGAAGAGCACCGGGGUGCCAUUGAGCUGGCAUCUGUCCCCAGUGACAAAGCCUAUUCUCCAGGUCACCCAGCCUUCCUUGAAGAUGGCAGCCCAUCUCCAGUCCUUGCCUUUGCCGCCUCCCCUCGGCCCAAUCACAGCUAUGUCUUCAAACGGGAGCCCCCAGAAGGCUGUGAGAGAGUGCGCGUGUUUGAAGAGGCCACGUCCCCAGGUCCUGACCUGGCCUUCCUGACUUCCUGUCCUGACAAGAACAAAGUCCAUUUCAACCCAACAGGCUCAGCCUUCUGCCCUGUCAGCUUGAUGAAGCCACUCUUCCCUGGCAUGGGUUUCAUCUUCCGUAACUGCCCCUCAAGCCCGGGGUCUCCCCUUCCCCCCCCCAGCCCCAGGGCACCAUCUCGGAAGGAUCCAGAGGCCUCCAAGGCCUCCCCACUGCCAUUCGAGCCAUGGCAGCGCACCCCACCAUCAGAAGAGUCUGUGCUUUUCCAGAGCUCCCUGGUGGUUUGAGGGGACCCCCCUCAACUUUACCAUGGAGACCAGUGCCUUGGUGGCAGGCCCCUCUCUAGCUCCCCAA